This is a messenger RNA of Cinclus cinclus, 2499 nucleotides long. It is a transcript of the gene RNF43, whose product is annotated as ring finger protein 43. The transcript is spliced from 9 exons. Lineage: Eukaryota; Metazoa; Chordata; Aves; Passeriformes; Cinclidae. Gene Ontology annotation, biological process: Wnt receptor catabolic process; ubiquitin-dependent protein catabolic process. The coding region runs from base 1 to 2499 and encodes 832 amino acids. The record is from RefSeq and is a predicted model, not a curated record. Gene Ontology annotation, molecular function: frizzled binding; ubiquitin protein ligase activity.
AUGAGUGCUGGCCCCCAGGUGCAGCUGGCUGUCCUCUGGCCUUGGCUGCUCAUGGCGACCCUGCAGGCAGGACUGGGCCACACUGGGCUAGCGCUGGCGGCGGCCGUGGAAUCGGAGCGGGCGGCGGCGCAGAAAGCCAUCAUCAGGGUCAUCCCGCUCAAGGUGGAGCCCAUCAUCCUGGAAGGGGAGUUCGCCAAUGUCGCCGAGGUGACUCCGGCCGAAGGGAAACUGCUCCAGUCCCACCCACUAUCCCUGUGCAACACCAGUGAGGAUGAACACACAGAAUCGGGAUUCAUCACCAUUGUCAAGCUGGAACAACCGGAUAGGGAUCCCAACCCCUGCCUGUCCCUGGCCAACAAGGCAAAGCUGGCAGGGGAGCGUGGAGCUCGUGCGAUCCUCUUCGACAUCACCGAUGAUGAAAGUGCUGCUGAUCAGCUGAGGAAGCCCAGAGGCCUGAGCCAGCCCGUAGUCCUGAUCAGGGGCCAUGACGCUGAGCUCCUCAUGGGUGUUGUGAACAAGAACAGAGAGGCCCAUGUGAAAAUAGAGGUCAAGGAGCCACCAGCUUGGCCAGACUACGACGUGUGGAUUCUUCUCACAGUGGUCAGCACUGUGGUCGUCAUCAUUUUAAUUUUUGUUGUCCGCACAAAGUGCCAGCUGAACAGGACUCAGGACUCGGUGCAGCAGCAGACCCUGCAGGCCAUCGGGCAAUUGGCCACGCGCCGCUACCAGCCCCGGGCACGGCCAGCCCCACGCUGGGACUCUGCCAGCAGCUGCAGCUCCACCCCGGUCUGUGCCAUCUGCCUCGAGGAGUUCAGCGAGGGGCAGGAACUGCGGAUCAUCUCGUGCUCCCACGAGUUCCAUCGGGAGUGUGUUGACCCUUGGCUGCAGCAACACCACACGUGUCCACUUUGCAUGUUCAAUAUUCUUGCCAGAGACUCGGGGGACCAGGCCAUGGCUGCCAGCUCCAGGCUGGUCCCUCAGGACAUGGAGCCUGGGCGACGACUCCACCUUUUCCGCCAGCAUCCAGGACAUGCCCUUUACCACCUCCCACAUGCAUAUCCUCAGAGGAACCUCAGGAGCUUUGCCCCAGGGCCAGCCCACGGCAACCCCUUCUUCCACUCUCCAGAGCUCUCCCAGCUGGAUUUUGGCACCAUCCACUACAUGCCCUACAGACCAGCCACCUCCCUGCUGGCCUGUGGCCACAUGGCCCCGCUGGCCCCGGGCUUGCUGGAGGAGCAGCACCCCAACCCCUCUGCAUGUGGACAGGUGCUGGCACCCCACAGGACGUGUCCCCUUCAGCCUCAACCCCCCUGUCUGGCGCCCAAGGCAGCCUUGGCACAGAAGCAGCAUCGUGUGCCCGCCCUGCGCCGGGGGCUUGGCCACGGGCACCAGCACAACAGCAGUGGCUCUGGGGAGAGCUAUCUCACAGAGCACAGCGGGUACCUGGCUGAUGGGCCAGGCAGCGACUCCAGCUCGGGGCCCUGCAACGGCUCCUCCAGUGACUCCAUGUUGAACUGCACGGACAUCAGCCUGCAGGGCAUCCACGGCAGCUGCUCCACCUUCCGCAGCUCCCUCAGCAGCGACUAUGAUCCCUUCGUGUACUGCAGUUCUGAGGGCCCCACUGCAGACCGUGGCCAGGAGCAGCUGCAGCUGCCCAGGGAGAGGCGGCCCCAGUCCUUGGACUUGAUGGUGCCAGGGGGGGCUGCUCUGGCCAAGCCCCACGUGCUCAGCCACGUCCACUACCACCACCACCAGCACCACCACUACAGGCGGGAUGCAGAGUGUCCCCCGGGGCGGGCCAGCCAGGGGCUGGGGCCACGCAAAUCCCGGUACUCCGGGGCCAAGGUUGCCUUCCACAGUGCUCGGACACAAAAGAGGACUGAGAAAAGCCAUCACUCUCAGCAGCCUCUGGAAAGCAGUGGAGUGCUGCAGGAGGCAGCUCCAGCAGGACAGCCAGCCUGUCCCCAGGAAGGCUGGGAGCUCCCUCACUCCCCUUCCACUUCUCCAGACAUGUUGGACUUCAGUGUUGAUGCCAACAGACUAUUGGGAGCAGCUGGCACACACUCUGUCCCACUGCCCCCCAGACAUAGCUCACAGAGCAGGCAUCACCGAAGGAAAAGGAAGUGUGCCCUGGAGCCUGACCCUGCUCUCCUGGCCAAGGACUCAGCCAAGGCCGGAGCCUGCGACACUCACCUUCCUCCUGGCCAUCCUGCUGGCUACCACUGCUCUCCUGAAGCCCAGCCACUGAUCCCAAGCGCUCCCCUGCCCAGCGGCUCCCAGCUGCUCUGGAAGUGUUUAGUGUCACAGUCCAGCUCCGAGCUGAGGAAGCAGGAGGAGGGCUUGUCAGGACGGGAGAGAAACGGCUCAGUUCCUGCAGAUUUCUCAGGGACGGGCGCCCCCAGAAACAGUCUGAGUGUCCUCCACCUUCACUGCCCAUCUCAGCAGGGUGGUCAGGGAUCUGAAGAGGAGGUCCAGGAUGUUCAUGAACACUCAGUUUAA